Molecule: messenger RNA, 2505 nt
Organism: Gadus chalcogrammus (walleye pollock)
Lineage: Eukaryota; Metazoa; Chordata; Actinopteri; Gadiformes; Gadidae
Gene: cfi
Product: complement factor I
Exons: 16
Coding region: 146-2038 (630 amino acids)
Biological process (GO): proteolysis
Cellular component (GO): membrane
Molecular function (GO): serine-type endopeptidase activity; protein binding
Source: RefSeq, a predicted model, not a curated record
GAGAUGAAAGAGGAGAUCAGAGUCCGGGACAGAGCCCUCUCCUGCACACCAUUUAGCUGGCCCGUCAGUGGACUUCUCUGGUCCGUCUCUGGACACACUUUUAGACGUGAAGACCCAGAAACAGUCUGUUUUUCUGUCUGUGAAGAUGAGGAUUCAUUUGACAGCGACCGUUUUCAUCUUCUUGUCCAUCGCUCUCUCUGCUGCAGAGAUCCCAGAGGAAAAUGCCCAGGCCUCCGCCAAGUACUCACCCAAAGUAAAGGGUCAAACCACUUUCUCCACCCCCACCACCAUCGACCCCCCUCCCAACCCACAGCCCUACACAGAUAACUUCCUUGGGCCAGAGCGGUGCCUGGAAAAAAAUUACACCAGGAGUUCGUGCAACAGGGUCUUCUGCCCACCGUGGCAGCGCUGUGUGGAAGGAAAGUGUUCAUGCAAGCUGCCGUACAUGUGUCCUAAGAGGGGCAGGACGGGCGUCUGUGGGCUGGACGGCAGGAGGUACCUUUCCUACUGCCAAGUGAUGUCCCUAUCGUGUUUACAAAAAAGGGUCUUCAUGUCUGCCUUUGGAGAAACCUGUUCACCCAGGGAUAUCAGGUUCAACAGUUCUCUGGUAGAGGACAGGGUCCAGGUGGUGCUUCCAGCCCAGGGGGGUAAUCCGCUCUCUGUCUGCGCCAGGAGGUGGAACAUGGCUGCUGCCAACGCCCUGUGCAGGGAUCUCAAACACCCGCUGGGAGCAGCCUCAGUAGGCGUGGCCGUCCCGUGGGAGAGCCAGGCCGUUGGGUCGAGGGAGUGCGUGGAGGUCCACUGUCAGGGCUACGAGAACUCCCUCGCUGAAUGUCACCUCCGCCCCGGCCAGAACUACAGCCUGGUCGCCACGGCGACGUGCUACACCCACGUUAGAAGUUGUGCGUCCAGUGAGUUCCCUUGUGUCAACGGGAAGUGUGUUUCUCUGAACGCUACGUGUGACGGGGUGGACGACUGUGGAGACGGCAGCGACGAGAUGUGCUGCAAGGACUGCAGGUCGGGGUUAUUCUGUAGACCAGGUGUGUGUGUGUCUAAUGACGCCGUGCACGACAAUAUCAGAGACUGUCUGGACGGAAAGGACGAAGCCCCACACACACCCAAAGGGCGAGGUAUUCUGAAUACUGAUGACGAAGAUGACACGACAGUGCCUGCUCUCUCUGCAGGAUCCUCCUCUCCUAAAGAAGUGGUCCACAUGGAUAGGGUGUAUCUAGAGUCUCAGCUGCAUUGUGGGAUCCCCAACACCACCGCUGUCAACGAUGGGGUCAGACAGCGGAUCAAGAGGGUCAUCGGAGGAACCCCGGCCAAGCCCACUCAGAUCCAGUGGCAGGUAGCUAUUGAGGAGAGGUACAAGAUCGACUGCGCUGGAGCCUUUAUAGGAGGCUGCUGGGUGCUGACGGCCGCUCACUGUGUGGGAAUAAACCCCACCUAUUUCCGGGUAAAGUUUUCUGUAUGGACGAAGGUGAAUCCCCAGGACACAACUGACAUUGUUCCUGUUAAAAGGAUCAUAAUACACCCCAGUUACAAAAUCUCUACAUAUGAGAAUGACAUUGCGCUGAUAGAGUUGGAGCUGCUGCCUCCUUACAAGGACAUCUGUGUGGAGCAGAACUCGGCCAUCAGCGCCGUGUGCGUCCCCUGGACCACCCAGCUCUUCUCCUCGCCGCACACCUGUAGCAUCUCGGGCUGGGGCCGGACCGCCGCCAACAGAGGGUCUAACGUGUUGCUGUACGCCAACGUCACUCUGAUCGACGACUGCGAGAAGUUCUACAAAGGCCGCUUCAAACCGGGCAUGAUGUGUGCUGGGGACCUGGAGGGCCGCGUGGACACGUGUCAGGGAGACAGCGGGGGGCCCCUGGUGUGUCAGGACGAGAUGGGCGUGUCCUACCUGUGGGGCAUCGUGAGCUGGGGGGCCAAGUGUGGGGAGCCAGGGUUCCCAGGGGUCUACACCCAGGUGGCACAUUACUUCGAAUGGAUCCGGUACCACACAGGCUGGCCUGCAGUCAACAUAUACAACAGCUAACUCCUUCACUGGGACAGCUAAACGUUAAGGUCCUCGAGAGCAGGUCAAACUACAUGUAUAAACAGGACCUCCAGGUGAUGCUUGAUUACCUGUAGACUAAUGUACAGACACCUUGACUAUGUGAUCAGAUCCAACUGUUUUGAACAGGACCGGCAGAUGAUGGUUACUAGUGAAGCAGUCGACCAGAGAACAUGCCAUACCGCAGACAAACAUGAUCAUUAACAUGUCCACCUGGGAAGAUGCAUUUAAUACAAUUUGCAAUUCACAUUUUGUUUCCAUCGUUCAUUCUUUUGAGCCACACUGACCGUGAUGCUGGAGUUACUCGGUUGGCUAAAGCCCGUCAUAACUAGGGCCAGGUCCUAUGUUGUCAGUGGAUGUUGGUUUUGUGGAAACAAUGCACUACACUACAACAAUUCUCUCGUUUCUAUAAAGUAGCACUUAAAAGCAGUUUGCUUAUUUCACUUUAU